AUGCAAAGAACGGACAUGGAAACUGAAGGCGUUUCAAAAGAAGAGCUUUAUGAUGUUAUAUCUGGAGCCUCUUCGCAAAAUCCAGCCCAAGUCCAAGCUUCCAGCAAACGUUUAAAGGAACUUCUAGACCGAUUUGGUACUUAUGAUUUGCUGCAUGAAAUAGCUGCUGAAAAGUCCGUGCCAUUGCAUUUUAAGAACGCUGCUCUGGACCACUGGAGGUCAAGAAAACUUUUGUCAGAGGAACAUCGCAUUCGAAUCCGUGUUCGUUGCUUUACUUUCUUGGAUGAACCAGAUGACACGAUUGCAGAAUGUAACGAAGUUAUCGUAUCGGGGAUCGCACGAAAGGACUUCCCAAAGAGUUGGAGUUCUCUACUAACAGAUAUCAUGCAAAUUGUCAAUACUAACCUCCAAUUACGCUAUGCGACAACUAACGUCGAACCUCUGCCAACGCUCGUGUUACGGAGGUGUUUCCAGCUCUUGAACACGUUGAUCAAGGGGUUGUGGAACGCAAGACUACUGCAAGGGGUCCAGGUUAUGGGCAAUCUUGUUAACUAUCUCCAUGGCAUCCUUUACGAAUACUACAGUAAAAUAUCCUCGACAUUUUCCUCUUUAACCCCCUCUGCUCUCGACGAGCAACGUACUGUCGAUGAUCUUAUCCUAGGUCAUCUAGUCUAUAAGUGCCUCUUCCGCAUGGCGACUUGGAUUUGGCACCGAAAUGACAUGCCUGGAAAAAACGAGUUUUUAUCUCUGCAACCAUGGUUCCUCCAAAUGUUUCAAGGCUCUGUCAUGCAAUUACAGGCACUUACGGAACUACGCAUCAAUCUUCUUAUGACAAUCCGUUCCUCAUCUACUUCACCAGGGCCUACUGCAUCCAAAGCUAUCGAUCAGUUGACUCGACACCUUGUCACACCCAAGUUCGUUGAGCUCCCGAUGUGCGAUGAUUUGGUCUUGUAUUAUUGGAGUAAGGUGGUUCAGGCCACGGAUGCUCCUUCGGAGUUUAUCGAAGACUCGAACAAUGCUAUCUUCCCCCUGCGCUUCCUGGUUCAAGCAAUGGUCCUUUUCAAAGAAAAUCUGGCACAAUGGACACCUCAACGAAAGAAGAAGACUACGAACGAGAACACACUCUCUCAGCAAUUUGUAGAAGAUGCUGUCCGAUUACUCGUGUCCCGUUUCAUUCCUCUCAAACCUUCAGAUCUGGAGGGAUGGAUGGCUGAUCCUGAAGAGUGGGUCAACAUAGAAGAUAAAGAGAACGAGCAAUGGGAGUUUGAGUUACGUCCUUGUGGGGAACGUGUUCUCAUGACUCUAUGUUCUCAAUAUAAGGACUAUGUCAUCCCACUACUUCAGACCACUUUUUCACAAACUAUAUCACAACCAGCCGUCGAUUUACCGAGUGUUAUACAGAAGGAAGCCCUCUACUGUGCUAUCGGCCGUUGUGCUCCUCAUCUACAAGAAGUCAUUCCAUUCCAACAGUGGCUGCAGCAAAAUCUUAUUACAGAGGCUCGGGAAACAAACUCUAAUUUUCCUAUCGUAAAGCGUCGCAUAGCAUGGCUUAUUGGAAAAUGGAUCGGCGACAUGUGUUCUCCUGCCAAUGAUCCCAAUAUCUGGGAAGUCCUGGUCCACCUUCUUCGUGAUCGCGGUCCUGGGUCAGAUGCUGUAACUAUUAGCUUUGACAUCGACGUGUUUGCGCCCUUCUUGCCCGCGGCGGUAACCGAACUCGUUCAAAUAAUCGGUGAAGCAGAUACACUAGAAAGUAAACGACGUAUCGUGAGAAGUCUCAAUGCGAUAAUUGAACGUGCAGGUAUCAGAAUCAUACCUCUUUCACAAAUGAUAGCGCAGUCAAUACCACCACUUUGGACUUCCUUUGAAACCGACUGGCUAUUUAAGGCAUCUUUGCUAGAUACGGUCACAAAACUCAUUGAGUCUACCAGGGAACAGUCUGGAUCACUGAGCCCACUAUUUGUCCCGUUGAUUCGAGAAGGUCUUUCCCCUGGUUCUGUGGUUCACAUUGACGAAGAUACUCUCAUCCUGUGGGAGACUGCGCUCAGGAAUGCUACAACGAUUCACAAUUCGAAUGGUCAACCUGCUCUUAUCGACCUGUUCCCUUUGGCCACGUCAUUGCUUGCCGAGAAUCUUGACUUGCUGGGUAGAAUCAUAUGGAUAGUUGAAUCAUACCUCUUCCUAGACGCAACGUUCAUCCUGCAGAACUCCCCGCUCGAUCUGUUUAAUGCAUACGUCAGCGCUCUCACUGGGAAAGCAAUCUCGACAAAUCUCAAAGAAAUAUAUGCGUCUCUUAACUUUCUUAUGCAACUUGCCCCGCCAUCUCUCUGGGGAGCUCCCAUGCAUGUUUCGGGACUCUUUGCCCAAGUGCUAGUUACUAUCAACGACCCUGAAUCGAACACCGCGAUCAGGACAGAGUGCAUACAUCUAAUCGCACGCAUUGCAUUAACCGAUCGCCAGAUUUUCCUUCAGCUUGCAUCCGCGGCAGCCGAAUCUCAAAAAACUACGGCCUCCAAAGUUUAUGAGGGGAUCCUAGAUGAGUGGUGGGCUCGGUUCGACAAUAUGUCUGAGCCAAGGUUCCGGAAGCUAACUACACUGGGUAUUUCAUCCUUUGUAUCUACCGGUUGCCCUGAGGCCCUUGCUCGCUUGCCUACUGAAAUCUUCAACAUCUUUCUUGACGUCUUUGGCGAAAUGAAAGAGACUCUAAUGUUCGCUCAAGAACGUGGUAGUAGCCCCAUGAGUUCGCCUCUGAGUCUGCAUUGGGAUCAGGACGAAGUGCCCGCCUCUUACUGGCACGGGUCAGAAGGAACGCCGGAGUUCGAACGUCGAAAACUGCUCCAUGACAAUGAUCCAGUUCGAACAGUCCAGCUUACCUCAUUUGUUUCCGCUCGUUUGCAAGAGGCAGAAGUUGCAUGUGGGGGCUCCCAUGUGUUCAAGAGCCAAUAUCUCGACAAAGCGGAUCCCUUGGUGCUAGAGCAGAUCCAGGAAGAGCUCGCAGCAUGACGGGGUAUAAUAUCACAAAUCAUCG
Molecule: messenger RNA, 3025 nt
Organism: Serpula lacrymans var. lacrymans S7.9
Lineage: Eukaryota; Fungi; Basidiomycota; Agaricomycetes; Boletales; Serpulaceae
Exons: 23
Coding region: 1-3000 (999 amino acids)
Biological process (GO): protein import into nucleus
Cellular component (GO): cytosol; nuclear envelope
Source: RefSeq, a predicted model, not a curated record